Messenger RNA from Botrytis deweyae, 881 nucleotides. RefSeq lists its product as uncharacterized. The record is from RefSeq and is a predicted model, not a curated record. The coding region runs from base 609 to 881 and encodes 90 amino acids. NCBI's taxonomy places the organism in Eukaryota, Fungi, Ascomycota, Leotiomycetes, Helotiales, Sclerotiniaceae. The transcript has a single exon.
UUCUUCAAAACCUAGAUAUAUCUCUCAACUCAGCCACAUAAAGAAAUAUCCGAACGAUAUAUUAAAGACAACCCCAUUUCACUCCAUCAUUUUCUUGUACUUAUACCUUGACCUGUUAUCCCUGCCCGGCUUCCAAUCUUCUCUGCCGCUACAAGCGGGGAAGUUAGAAGAUCUACCGGGCGAGCAAAAAGGUAAAUACAGACUUCUCAAAGUCACUUGCAUCUCUUUCAAUUAAGCCUCUUCACCGCUUCUGUGAACGCUACCCCUACUCCCCGAACUGCCUUCAAACGACUGCUUGAUUUUAAUUCGAUCCGGAAUCUAUGAUUCCAACCAAAUACGCCAUCUGCCGCGAACUGAUCCACUAUUUGGGUCUUCAAGGUACCCGACACCAUGGAUAUGGUAUAUGUAUCUAUCUGCAAGGUUUUGGGUAGUCUUCAGGGCCGACCAUGCUAUUUCUCGUAACAUCAUCCGAACUAUUCCUCCCCCCUCAACCUAACUCCACGUAUAUGCAAGCCACCCCAGUUUCGUCAACCGGUGUUCAUAUUGAUUGGUGGGUGCCUAAGCGGGUAAUCACUUUUCUCGAUUCUGCUAUUUGACCAGGAUUCAACAUGUUCCGCCCUGUUAUUCAUCGCUUAUUCCUUGAUGUGGCAUUAAGCAAGAGACUGUUUUGCCUUGUAGGCUUGCCUUGCCUGUGUCUUACCGGGAAGUUGCCAUCUCCGCUUCUCGUCUAUCCGGUGUCCAAGGGCUCUUUGCAUAUUAAUAUGGACUUGCCACCCGAAGCUUUAUAUCCAUCGCAUCCCCCGACCCUCAUAGCUUUUGACACUAAAACUUCACAACUACUAUCAAUCAAGUCAUCAACCAACAAUUCCAUACAGAGCUAA